This is a messenger RNA of Dendronephthya gigantea, 3080 nucleotides long. Its product is annotated as synaptic functional regulator FMR1-like. Gene Ontology annotation, biological process: positive regulation of translation; regulation of mRNA stability; negative regulation of translation. Lineage: Eukaryota; Metazoa; Cnidaria; Anthozoa; Malacalcyonacea; Nephtheidae. Gene Ontology annotation, molecular function: translation regulator activity; protein homodimerization activity; mRNA 3'-UTR binding. The transcript is spliced from 16 exons. The record is from RefSeq and is a predicted model, not a curated record. Gene Ontology annotation, cellular component: cytoplasmic ribonucleoprotein granule; nucleus; membrane. Bases 779 to 2755 code for a protein of 658 amino acids.
CAGACUAUGGCUUUUCACCAUAAUUUUAGUCAGGUUUUUAACAAAAAAGGGCAAUUUCAUUGCGAGUUUUAUGCAGAUAAAUUUAAAAUUUCUUUUCCGUGUAGUUUUGAUGGACGUUUUCAUGGUAAAAGUGGGACCCUGGGACAUGAUGACAUGAAAACUAAAAAUGGGACCCCAGAACAUGAUUAUCAUGACUCAGAAUGGCGUCGCUAUAACUCAGUAUUUAUAUUGGGCUGGCGAAGAGGACUGCUCAGUCUAUUCUAGUCUGUCUUCUAUAACUCAAACCCUAUUCUACUUUUUGCCCUAUUGCGUGCAUGACAUUUUUGUGGUCAGAUAUGUGGUUUCACCUGAGCACAUCCAAGACAUAAAACAUUGUGCCAAAGAAAUGUUAAACCAAUAUAUUGGACAGUGAUUGGAAAUAUUUUAAGCAAAAUAUUACAAUAAUUCAAUGACAACUUUCAACGUGUUUUUUUCUUUUAUCAGGUCGACAUCAACAGGGAAAUUUUUCAACAAGUCUUUGAAACAGUAUUACAAAACCUUACCAAGUAUAAGCGAAGUAUUUUUUAUUUUCAAAUUUAAAAAUUAUAUUCCUGAAAAUGGUAAGUGAACCGGAAACUACUUUCUUUCAGUUUUUCUGCUUCCUCUCGUGUCGGACCUCGUGUUGAGUUCACUGUGUCCGACACUCGCGAUAUUGAGCCAGCAUGAUUUCGGUCAGUAAAUAACAGCAACAGAAUGAAUUCGAAAUUUCGAAUGUUGCAAUAAUGUCACAGAUGUCAAUAUGGAAGAACUAGCUGUCGAAGUGCGAUCUCAAAGUGGAGGGUAUUAUAAGGCAUAUGUAAAGAACAUACAUACGGAAGAUGUGUCUAUUGCCCGUGCUGAUGAUUGGAGUAAUCCCGUGCGGGUGCCAUUUGCUGAUGUGCGCUUACCUCCACCGCAAUCCAACAUACGUUGUGAGUUUUAUGUUGAUGAUUUAAUCGAGGUUCUUUCAAGAGCUCAAGAAAACGAUCCACUCUGCUGGUGGUUGGGAAGAAUUGUGUCAAAGAAAGGGGAGUUUUACGUAAUUCAGUAUGUUGGUUGGGAUUCAUCCUACAAUGAAAUUGUCCCUCGAGAAAAAAUAAGGCCAUGUAACAACAACGCGGGAAUCACGAGAUCCAUGUACAGUAAAUGUAUUAUUGAUGUGCCUCAAGACCUGCAACAAAUAUGUAAAGAUCAGAAUGUCCAUCGAGAAUUCAAACAUCAAAGUGGCGUUGGUUUAGUUGUCUACAACGAUGAACUGGCAAAUCUUAUUUGUUUGUCUCGUUCUGAAAGAACAGUGAAGAAAGCUGCAGUCCUCAGCGAGAUGCAUUUUAGAAGUCUACGAACGAGACUUUUACUACAAAGUUGGAUAAACGAUACAGCCAGUCAACUGCAGCUUGCUCAAACCCAAUUUGGUAUUGUUGAAGUUUUAAAGCUCCCAGAUAAUUUGAUGGGACUGGCCAUAGGAGCACAGGGAGCAAAUAUCCAAAAGGCCAGAAAACUUCCUGGAAUUCGAUCUAUCGAAGUAGAUGAAGAAAAAUGCUCUCUUCAUAUCUCUGGGGAAAAUGAAACAUGUAUUAAACAAGCAGUCAGUCUUCUAGACUUUGCUGAGGAAAUAGUUUCCGUUCCAAAGACAUUUGUUGGGAAAGUUAUUGGCAAAAAUGGUAAAAUUGUUCAAGAUAUUGUUGAUCGUUCAGGAGUUGUUCGUGUUAGAAUCGAACCACCAGAAAAUAAAAAUUCUGUUGCAACUGACGAAGAACAAACGAAAUGUGCUAAAAAAGAAGUUAAUUUUUUGUUUGUUGGCACACGUGAUAGUAUUGACAAUGCAAAGAUGAUGCUCCAUUAUCAUUUAAGUCAUUUAGAGGAAGUUGCGAGAAUUAAGAAGGAGAAAGAAAAUUUAGAACAACAAUUGAAAAACAUGGGACUAACACCCCAGAAUGGUCCAUCAUAUUUACCUUCACUGGCUGAGAUGAGAAGUGGUCCUAAUGUUGUCUUAUCUGGUAUACCUUUGGAACCAGCUAGUAGAGAUCGUUCUUAUACCACAGACAGUUACGCUGGUGAUUUGAAUGUAGCCCCUGAAUUCACAAGUAAUAGAAGUGACGAGAUGGACUUAGGACCAAGAAUUCGCACAAGCAGUAUGGGAGAGGGCGCUGUUGAGACAAGGGACUUGAGCACUGUUAAAGCAGGAAGUCGAAGUUUGAGAGGAAUACUUGAAGAAAGAGAAGACGGUAAACAUUUGUCUGUCCAUAAUGGAGCCAGAACAACGGAUUCUCUUUCUCCAAAUUUUGAGCGCAGAAAUUCUCAAAAUAACCAAAGAGAUCGCUCAUCCAGCGAUGGUGCUCUCGGGCUGGUGAAGCAAAAAUAUCGUCAUGAACGCAAAGGAAUAAAUGACAACUGGCGACAUCCAGUUGAUGAGAAAAAAGAACAAGGAAUUACCAGAGCGAAUAGUAAUGUGGAAACACGCCAUGAUAGCGCCAAGCUACAGGAGAAGCAUUCUGGAGAAAACAAUCAUGGAAAUUUAAAACGGAAUAACUAUUCAGGAACAAACAACAGGAAUAGUUUAAAACGAAAUGCCAAACAUGACGACAAGAAGAAUAAUUCUGAGGGAGACAAAGCUGGUAAAAGACCUGGGAACGAAGAAAAGUUUCCGAAAAGCGAGGACAAAAAUACGAAGAAAGUGAAUAAGAACAAUAACGUCGAUACAAAACCUGGGUCAGAAAAACCAGCCCAAAAUGAAUAAAAUAUAUAUUUAUGUAAGACAUAAUGCAGUGGAAUAUUCAUCAUGUAAAUAUAGACACUCAGAUUAUGAUUGUAGUACAGACCAUGCAAUCUUCUGGAAGAGGCUUGUCUUUUUGAUGGAGUUAAUAUAACAGUUUGUAAAAUAUUCGCAAUAUAUUAUGUGAUUAAUUAAAGUGAAUAUCAAUUCAAAUAUAAAUGAUAGAAUCUUGGCAAUCUGUCUAUUUUGAGGAUUUGGGUCAAUAUAUUGCCCAUGAUUUGUCUUGACUGUCAUCAUAACUUGAAGUGACCGCAUCUGAUGCAAAAUUGUAAACUGUUUGAUACUCAAA